This is a messenger RNA of Sarcophilus harrisii (Tasmanian devil), 3397 nucleotides long. RefSeq names its product carcinoembryonic antigen-related cell adhesion molecule 3-like. The record is from RefSeq and is a predicted model, not a curated record. Gene Ontology annotation, molecular function: protein tyrosine kinase binding. The coding region runs from base 202 to 1026 and encodes 274 amino acids. Gene Ontology annotation, cellular component: plasma membrane; cell surface. Lineage: Eukaryota; Metazoa; Chordata; Mammalia; Dasyuromorphia; Dasyuridae. Gene Ontology annotation, biological process: signal transduction; regulation of immune system process. The transcript has 7 exons.
UCUUGGGGAGGAGGAAGCCGCUGUACCCAUCCAGCAGCGGGGGAGGAAACCGAGAUCUGGAAGGCUUAAAGAGCCCGGGUGAUCUGACCUUGAGGAAUUAAACAAGUGGGGGAGUGGACCAGAGGCAAGACAAGUCCCAGAGAGGCAGAGGCUCUGCGGGCAGGGCAGGAGAGAAAUCUCAGCGGAGGAGCCUGUGGGUCCAUGGAGAAGCCCUGGGACCUUCCCCACAGCUGGCCUGGCUGUUGGAAGGGAUUCCUGUUCACAGCCACAAUCCUCAGCUGCUCCGUCCAGCUAGCCUCUUUGGCCCAGCUGAGCAUAGCACCUAUUCCUUCCUAUGGCUCGAUCGGGAACAACGUCACUCUGUCUGUCCGGGGGAUCCUGAAGGAGCCUCAGAGUUAUUCCUGGUUCCGGCAGAUGACCGAGGAGUCCAACAAGAUCAUGAGCUACACGGUCCAGUCGGGGGAGCAGACCCGGGGACUCAACCACACCGGCCGGGAGAGCAUCUUCCCAAACGGUUCCUUGUUUAUCACCAAUCUCACUUCCGACGAUGACGGCGUUUACAUCGUACAGGUCGCCGUCACAAAGUUGAAGCCAGUCCUGGGAUGGGGACGCUUGCAGAUCAAUGAUUCUCCCAGGUCUUCCCACUUGGGGUUAGUGGCUAGUAUUGUCCUCGGAGCAAUGGCCGGUGGGGUCAUCACAGGUGUCCUGGGCUACUUCUUCUUCAAGCGGACUCGAGGUAUCCUCAGGUCUUCCCGGAGCAUGAGACAAAAUUCUGUCCAAAGACGAAGACAUCAUCCUAUAAGUCAGAAUAAUGGUAGAGAAGAUAUGGUGCAUGAAAACCAUCAGUGGCAUCGAGGCAUGACCCUGACUGGCCAGGGAGAAGGCUUGUCAUUCAUUUCCUCUCUAGAGAUAUUGGAGGCCCCCCACCAGGCACUGGAUCUCAGCAAAAUGGAUGUUUAUGAUGAGGUCAUGGUCUGGCCAACACUCCAGGCUCUUAACGAAGAGGAGAAAUCCCCAACUCAAUGAAGUGAUCCUGUUUUUUCUCUUCUGAAAUGACUCCUUCACUUGGGAUCCAGGGACCUUCCACAAUGAAAGUACUUUGUUUGUGGUCGGAAAGUACACUUGCUCGAUGAACCUCAGGAGAACUUCCACCGGAACCUCAAGGAGCACCUGCCUCCGAUGUGGCAAUGAGCCCAGGUUCUUCCUGGAGAUCCUGUGACAGCCUUGAACCUCAAAUUUGGAGGUCGGUUGUCCAAAGGCAAAGGGGGACUAUGUAAAAUUAGAGCAUCAGAGAAAGGGAUAUCUGGGAGGGGUCUUAGGAAAUAGAACAUGGGAUAGCAGAACUGGGGGAGGGGAGAGGAAACCAUAGAAAAAGAGAACAUAAGAACUCCAAGGAAACUAAUGUUCUAGGUUUUGUUUUUAAGGCUUUGCUAGCCCCUCCUUUCCCAGUUCCGAUUAUUAUGUUUUAAAGUCCCUCCCAGAUCUAGCAUUUUAGAAUCCAAAAAUGAUCUAUUAUCUCCUUUGUUCUGUGCACUAUGUUUUUAUGAAUUCAACCCAAGGAUGGCAUGAAUUUAGUUCCAUUCAAUAAACAUUUAAAUACCUACUAUGUGACAGAUAUUAUCUGUCACAUAGGAGAUACUUAUUUGUCAGGGUACAAGAGCUAUUUGCUGGGACCACAAAGUCAAAAAGCAUAAGAGUUCCACCCCUCAGGAAGUUUACUUUUUUUUGAAUGGGUCAGGGGACACACAAUAUAUACAAAGACAAACAAAAAUAAAAUAAGUGCAAAAUGAUGAGGGUGUGGGAGAGGAAGAGAGCACAAGCAACUGGGGAUAGGGGUGGGGCAGCAUGCCUGGGUGAAAAAGACUCAGCUCCUCUCCUGCCUGUCAUAACUCAUUCUGUUGGUUUCUUAUUUAGCUAACUGAAACUUCUUUCAUAUAACUUGUUAAUAUAAUGUUCUCUUAGCUCUUUGUCAACUUCUUCUUCUUCUUCUUUUUUUUUUUAGCCUCAGUACAACACUUUACAUUAACAUCUAUUAAAUUGUAUCUUGUUCAUUUGGGAAUCCUUUGCAAAGAUAUCUUUUUUUUUUUAAUUAUCUUCAUACCUCCUAUUUUUACAAUGCAUGAAUUUCCUUUUUGUCUUAAAGAAUUCAAACAAUAUUUAUUGAUAAACCCAUGAGGAAAACUUAAUGUAAAACAGAAGCAUUGGAUAUUUGCAACAAGUAGUUUAAAAUUGGUGGAAUUGCAUUUUCUCAUUAACUAGUAUGGCCAAAGAAGGGAUGUUCUCGAUUAGCUAAAUGUAGUGACAUUGACUGGGAAAAGUAACCUUCCACUGUUAAGGAUUAUUCUGAUUGGUUUCAUAUAUUUCUAGAAAUAAAGUGGGUUUUUUGUUUUUUUUUUUACCAUUUAUUUAGCAUUAGUAUCCAAUUGGUCAAUGUAAUUUCUUCUGUCUGAUUUUUUUUUUGAGGCAAUGAGAGUUAAGUGACUUGCCUAGGAUCACACAGCUAGUAAGUAUGUGUUUGAACUUAGACAGUCCUGACUCCAAGGCCACUGCUCUAUUUUCUGUGUCACCUCAAUGCCCUGAUCUGAUGCCUUUCAGAGUUACUCCUUUCUUACUUCCUCUUGCUGAUCCCAGAAAUCCUUUUCAAAUCACAACCCAACAAAUAUAAAGCUUCCUCCUACAAACAGGAAAAUUGCUUUUACUAGGAACAAAUUUUAUUUAUAGUAUUAUUUAAGUUCAUUUAAACAUAUAUCUCCAGCUUCAAAAAAAAUCGAGUCUUUUUUUUUCCAGACCUGAAAAAAAUUGGGUUAAAAUGAUGUAAUUUUUCCCUUUUGCUAAUUCAGUAAGACUUUAGCUUUGCUCUCCUAUUUAAUGCCAAAUAAAUAUUACCAUGUACCAGUGAAACAGAAACACAAAGAAAUUUUGUUUCUGAUUCUCUCAUUUGAGUAUGUAUAAUACAUCAUUUAAUAAAUUAAUCAGCUAAUAAGUUAAACUAACACAUAGUUUAUAAUGUACUGGAAAAACUUAUGGCAAUGCCGGGAAGUCAAAAGUUACUGCUUGAAAAUCUUUAUACAUGAAUAUUUUAAUCUCCUUAUAUUAUAGAAGCAUUUCUAUAUGAUGCUACAUAUUCUCUAUCAUCACUUGAAAUGCACACCCUGGCAUUUCUGACACUUCAACAGUCACAAUACUUUUUAAUCCCUAAAUCUGACAAGCCACCUCUGCUUAAGUCACCUGCCAAUGUUAAAUGGGAUAGCUAGGUGGAGUAAUGGAUAAAUUGGAGUCAAGGAGACUUUUGUGAGUUUGAACCUACCUUCAGACAUUUUAAAGCUGUGUGACCCUAAGUAAAUCACUUGAUGCUGUUUGCCUCAGUUUCUUCACUAGAUAGUUGUGAGGAUAAAAU